Molecule: messenger RNA, 2139 nt
Organism: Epithele typhae
Lineage: Eukaryota; Fungi; Basidiomycota; Agaricomycetes; Polyporales; Epitheliaceae
Product: P-loop containing nucleoside triphosphate hydrolase protein
Exons: 12
Coding region: 1-2139 (712 amino acids)
Biological process (GO): transmembrane transport
Molecular function (GO): ATP binding; ATP hydrolysis activity; ATPase-coupled lipid transmembrane transporter activity
Source: RefSeq, a predicted model, not a curated record
AUGACCAUGGCUCCCCAGACAACGGCCCUCGAGAUCUCAAUCGACGACACCAUACGGAUCGUCAAACACACCAAGUACGGUGUGUGGGAUUUCUUCGAGGAAGACGACCCCAGCGAACAUGCCACGAUGUUCUCGGAGUUUCGCGUCAAGGCGAGGGCAAUGAUGAACUCCGCGCCAUACGUGUGGCGGGCACUCCGUGAGGUCCUUUCCAUCCCUGGAUGUAAAGGCCUCGUCUUCCUCUACACCGGAUCUAAUCUCGUCAAGUCACUAGUACCCGCCGUAUCGAUCUGGUUCCAAGGACAGCUGAUCCGUCUGAUGGAGACCGCGAUCGAGACAGGCCACAUCGACACCGACUACCUUUACUUUCUCUGCGCUGGCCGAGUCGCCUGCAGUGUCGCAUCUGAUCUGCUUUCGCACCUCUCCCAUCGUUUCAGGGAGUCCCUGAACUUGCACAUCCAACGCACCUUCGCGCUCCGCACCUUCUCCGCCUACGCCCGCCUCGACGUCCCAACGUUCGAGCGCCCGGACGUCACGCAACGCCUCGGCGGGUCGAUCGCGGGCAGGAUGCAUCGGAGCCCGCCCAUAUGGACGCCCAUCGACACGAUGAUAGGCUUGUUCGGGACGUUCACACAGGCCGGAUCGCAGCUGGCCGUCCUGUUCAAUGCGCUGCGCGGCCGGGGAGACAGCGCGAAAGCUGCCGCGGCCGUAGCCCUUGCCGCGGAGUUGAUGCCUCUCGCUGUGCUGCGCUCCGGCAUGUUUUCGAGUCGGAAAGCGUCGGCCGUCACGAGCCAUGAUCCAGACUACAUCAAGGUUCAAGGCUGGAAGCACAUCGUGGGGCACAAGACGUAUAGAAAAGAGCUCGUCGCCGGUAAUCUCGCGCCGUUUGCGAUCGAAGAGUAUCGGGCAGCCACGGAACGGCUGGGAGACGCGGGCGAUGUGUCGUGGAACGAAGUCCAAACUAAGCGGAGGGGAGCUUGGAGAACAAUUUUUUCGACAAAGCACCUCUUCACCAAUCUUCCGCAGAUUGCGUUCACGCUGCACGCAGCGCGUGACCCUAGACACAUGGCGGAGGCACUGGCGUCGCUUCACCUUGUGCAAACAUCCGCUCAGGCCUUGUCGUCCUCUAUUGGAAGAGCAUUCCAUGCUGCGAAUACGAUUGGAGGGUCUCUCAGCGCGCUCCGAGAUGCGUAUGAAGGAGGUGACAUUGAGAACAUCGUUCCUGAUGGCACUGUAGCCUUCUCACCCUCAUCCGACUUACCAACUUCUUCCGGCGUGCACAUUGAGUUCCGGAAUGUGUCCUUCAAGUACCCCGGGACGGACAACUACGCGCUGAAAGACGUGUCAUUCACUUUGCUACAAGGCCAACUUUGCGUCAUUGUGGGCGCGAACGGCGCGGGGAAGAGCACGAUUCUGAAGCUCAUAUUGCGCCUUUACGAUCCUAACGAGGGCACCAUUCUCCUCGACGGCUUCGAUAUUCGCACCUUUAAGCUCAGCGACGUCCGGCGGGCGAUGACCGUCCUCUUCCAGGACUACAGCCAUUUCCCGCUCUCGGUCCGAGACAACAUCGCCUUAGGGUACCCCGACGGAGCCAGCACGGACGAACAAGUACGCGAAGCGGCUGCCCUCGGCGGAGCCGCCGAGCUCAUCGAAUCACUCCCGCGAGGUUACAACGCGUACCUCCGCUCCCACGUCCCAUCAAUGAUCAGCGCGCCGGGCUCAGGCUCCCGUUCGCUGUCGGGCAAACCGUUCGACAGCAAGGCGGUCGCCAAAGCAGCCAAUAUCGCUUCUAGCGUGGGCCGGGAUCUGAGCGGGGGUCAGAUGCAGAGACUCGCGAUCGCGAGGACGUUCAUGCGCUCCGUCCGCGCGGAGUCGCAAGUGGGGCUUUUGCUCUUCGACGAGCCCAGCGCGUCGCUGGACCCGAUUGCGGAGCACGAGUUGUUCACGCGCCUGCGCGAGUUUCGCGGCCAGAAGACGAUGGUGUUUUCCUCGCAUCGCUUCGGCAAGCUCACGCGCCACGCAGACCUAAUCUUGUACAUGAACGCUUCCGGACUCGUAGAGUCAGGUGGACAUGACGUGCUUCUCGAGCGCGACGCAGACUACGCUCGUCUGUGGAAGAUGCAGGCGGAGGCAUUUUUGUAA